AUGACUCCCCACAACUUCGUCGAUAGAUCAUGUGAUUAUGCUUUGUCCGUUUUGCUUAUCACCGCAGAUGCUCCGACAGCCGUGUUUUGGGACGCUGAUGGAUGCCCAGUCCCUGCUGACUUAGAUUUUAUUAGUGUACUGCGCAACAUUAAACGAUGCCUAUGUGAAAGUUCCUAUAAUGGUACGGUUUACGAUAGCAGUAGUCCUUGCCUUAUCGAUGAAAAGCCCCCCGUAGAGAAUCUGGUGAUCACUCGCUUCCCCGAAGGAGGUGAUCCGUUUGAGAAGUUUAAGAAGAUUUUUGUCGAUAUUAUGGACUGGUCGAUCGAUAAUCCUGUUCCUGCCAAUAUUCUUUACAUCUCAGGAGGAGACAUGAAUCCUUACAUGAUCCGUCUCAUCAACCAAUUAAAUGGGGACUGCUACAACAUGCUCUUAUGCCUAGCAGAUAGCCUUACCGACUUUCCAUUCAUCAGCAGCGUGUGGUCCUGGUCCGAGUUAUCUCAUGGACUUUCUCCAACCGGUUUUCCUAUGUAA
Brassica napus (rape) is the source of this 531-nucleotide messenger RNA. RefSeq lists its product as uncharacterized. Bases 1 to 531 code for a protein of 176 amino acids. The transcript has 2 exons. NCBI's taxonomy places the organism in Eukaryota, Viridiplantae, Streptophyta, Magnoliopsida, Brassicales, Brassicaceae. Gene Ontology annotation, molecular function: RNA nuclease activity. Gene Ontology annotation, cellular component: peroxisome. Gene Ontology annotation, biological process: regulation of gene expression. The record is from RefSeq and is a predicted model, not a curated record.